UACACACGCCUCAGAUGAGUGACAAGUCGUAUUACAGCAAAAAAAAAAAGCCCAAGUGACAGGAGCCUGACAGUCAGCACCCGGGGAUAAAAGAGCGAGUCAGAGCCGAGAGACGCGCGCGGAGGCUCCGACACACAGAGGCCGGCGCAUGGUUCUCGUGCAGCGGAGAGCUGUCACGUCCGUGGGUCACUUUUUAAAACAAAACAAACAAACAAACAAACACGUCCGUUUCCUUCCCAACCCACGUGGACAAGUCGCCAGAGUUCAUGUGUGACAUAUACAGCCUGGACUCCCACUGCGUGUCUCCACGAUGCAACAUGAGCUGGGCGAUGGAGCCCGCUAACCUCUACGAGUGCGCCAAGCUGGGCGGCCCGCAGCACGGCGCCUGCAAGCCGGGCACCAGGAGCGACGCAGCGGCCGACGACGGCACCAUGGCGGAGCUGAGCGCCGCCCCCGCCAUGUACGACGACGAGAGCGCCAUCGACUUCAGCCAGUACAUCGAGUCGAUGACGGCCGUGCCGAACCUGGAGCUGUGCAACGACGAGCUCUUCCUCGACCUGUUCAACACCGUGAAGCAGGAGAAGGCGGACUUCUACAACCUGCAGAGCUCCGCGCCGCCCGGCGGCCUGCAGCAGCUGCAGCUGCAGCCGCCGGCCGCCUUCACCGAGAGGACGGCGCGCGGCGGCGGCGGCGCGGAGAGGGGCGCGUACGGGGCGCCCAUCAAGCAGGAGUCCGACUGGAGCGACAGCGACGUGUCCUCGUCCCUGCCGUCCCAGAUCGAGGCGUGCGCGCAGACGUCCGUCAGCCUCGCGACGGGCCAGCCGACGCCGCCGACCACCCCGGAGCCCCACUCGGCCGCCAGCUCCGCCAAGUCGUCGCCGCGCAAGCUCGGCAGGGAGAAGGGCAAGAAGUCGGUGGACAGAUACAGCGUGGAGUACCGACAGAGGCGGGAGCGGAAUAACAUUGCGGUGCGGAAGAGCCGGGACAAGGCCAAGAGGCGCAACGUGGAGAUGCAGCAGAAGCUGCUGGAGCUGGGCGCCGACAACGAGCGGCUCAACAAGACGAUCGAGCAGCUGAGCAGAGAGCUCGGCGGCCUCAGAGACUUCUUCAAGCAGAUGCCCAACUCCCCCUACGCGGCCCUCUCCGCGGGAGAGAGGCGGUGACUUUAUCAACCUCUUCGUGUGAAGGGCGCCUUCACGAGACAUACCUCAAGAGACACUUUGUGUUUACCAUCUGUACCAGAUGCAUUCUAAGCUUACCAUAAUGGCACUGGAAAAAAAAUAUAUAUAUAUGAUGUUGCUGCCAUAUUUUUUUUUUGUGGGAUUUGUUUUUGUCUGUAUUAAAUUAUUUUACCACUGCAUUUCUAUAUGAUGGUAUACCUGAUAUGGUACUUUUUUUUUUUUUAUAAUUCCAAACUUUGUAUAAGAGCCAGAGCAUGAUCUUUUAUAUAAUUUGUAUCAAACCUUGAAAAAUAUUUUUGUUUAUGGAAUCUACAAUAAAAAAAAAAACAUUGAAAAGAAGCAGAA
This is a messenger RNA of Scophthalmus maximus (turbot), 1526 nucleotides long. RefSeq names its product CCAAT enhancer binding protein delta (gene cebpd). Gene Ontology annotation, molecular function: DNA-binding transcription factor activity, RNA polymerase II-specific; RNA polymerase II cis-regulatory region sequence-specific DNA binding. Bases 267 to 1163 code for a protein of 298 amino acids. The transcript has a single exon. Lineage: Eukaryota; Metazoa; Chordata; Actinopteri; Pleuronectiformes; Scophthalmidae. Gene Ontology annotation, biological process: regulation of cell differentiation; DNA-templated transcription; regulation of transcription by RNA polymerase II. The record is from RefSeq and is a predicted model, not a curated record.